GAAUUUUCAUGUCCAGUGAAUAAGCCAGUGCGGAGAAAAAUACUUUACUUCGAGCAGCGUCACGAGGCACAGUCUCUCUUUCUGUCUCUUGGUGUGCCUCGCUGGGCUUGCAGCGCCAUUUCCCUUCCUGAUUCGGGUGUUGCAUCGGCGUCGUUGGCAACUCCGUCCGCCUGUUUCCGUCCGAUCAAACUCGCCAUCCCUAAACCAUCCACUGAAAACAAUGCCUAAGAUGACUGCCACAGCCCCUCAGCCGUCAGCGGCAGAAGAUCAGGCGAAAACAGCGGCCGACGAGACUGUCGGUGCCGGCCACGUGGCUGCUCCAGCACCUGCUGAAGGUGCUGACAGCAACUCAACCCCCCCUGCGACGGAGAAAGACGGAGAAAAUGAGGUUGAAGAGGAGUCUGAAGAAGCAGAGGAAGACGACGAGCAAGAAUUCGCAGAAAAGCCGGCGGACACCCUUCUAGGCGAAGGAAAGACCGUUUUUCGCAGCAGAAACUGGGCUAAAGCUGCGGAGUACUUCUCCCGGGCCGUUGAGAGGAAAGUGGCGGAGCUUGGCGGCGCUGACUUCCACCCCGAACUCAGCACGUUCUACCUGUGGUUUGGGGACGCGUUGCUGACCAAGGAAGAGCAGAAUGCAGAGCUUUUUCAGUUCGACAAAGCGAAGCAAGACGCCGAGUCGGGCGCAGCAGCUGCUUCAAGUGCCGCCCCUGCGUCCUCGUCCUCAGCGACGAGCAGCUCUUCUUCGACAGACAAAGGGACUGAGCGCCAUGAAGAAGAAGUCCCGGGUGGGAAUGCGGCGGGAAAGGUUUCGGACGAGGAGCUGGCAUUCGAGAUGUUGGAAAUGGCGAAACAGUGUCUUCUGAAGAAGCUGGAAAAGUCCCCGCCUCCAGCGACUUCCUCAGACCUGGCCGAGGGCGAGAAAAACCAAUCGAACAAAGACACUGUCCACUCGGAUGUCAUUGAUCUGUCUUUCGCCUUUGUCCGCCUCGCAGACAUGCAGCUGAUGAACGAGAGAUACGACGAGGCUGCCCAGGACUAUGGAGAGGCAGUCUCUCUCCGAGAGCGAUAUCGGUUACCUGAACAGACCCUCAUGGCUCCGCUCCUUUCGUUGGCCCAGGCGACCUUUUUCAGCGGGAAGAAGAAAGCCGCUUUGGAUGUGUUCAAGCGAACGCUCGCGAUUGGAAAAAAAAUAAAGGACGGCUUCUUGGGGAUGCCCGAUGGCAUGACUGCAGACGCGUUGGCAGACACCAUAGAAGAUCUCCAACUGCAGAUAACAGAUGUUGAGAAGCAGAUAGCCGAAGACGCAGCAGCCGGCAUCACUAACGAAGACACAGCGACGAAAGGAAGUCAGUGUGCUGCACGUGAGUGCAUUGCCACUACCACCUCGACCUUCGAUGCUCCUCAAUUAGAUCCUUCCUCCGCAAAAGUCGUCCGAGUUUCGAUUCGGCCCGCCUCUGCCGCCGUGUCGGUCAUCGGUGGAGUGUCGACCAAGACAGAAAGACACGACGAUGAAGAAGAGGCAUUCAGGCACAGCCCGAAAAAGCGGAGAAUCGAUCUGAGACAGUUGCAGGGUGUGGCACCGGAACCAAAGACAGUCAAGGGGGAAGCUGAGCUGCAGGCCCCGGCAGAGAUACCAAAGGUGGAAGAAGCAAAACCUGAAGCGGAGGAAGUGAAAACUAAGGAAGAAUGAAGAAUUGCGAAGUUGCUUCUCUGCUAUUCAACGAAGGCGUUGUCUUUUUGGGCGGGCGCGCAACAUGGACGUCGUCCGACACCUCAGUUGUGAAAUUUGUGCUGCUCAUUCAUAGCUGGUGCCUCUCGUUCUGCCCAUUAAUGUAUCAUGGAACACGUUAUACUCACUCAGAAAGUACGGUUCCUGUCUAAUAUCUGAACGAUACUUCAGUUUUAGGUUUCUUUCUUGGCUGCACGUUUUGGGGGGUGGGGGGACGGGGCGGC
This is a messenger RNA of Toxoplasma gondii ME49, 1953 nucleotides long. Its product is annotated as tetratricopeptide repeat-containing protein. Lineage: Eukaryota; Apicomplexa; Conoidasida; Eucoccidiorida; Sarcocystidae. The transcript has 7 exons. Gene Ontology annotation, cellular component: nucleoplasm. Gene Ontology annotation, molecular function: histone binding. The record is from RefSeq and is a predicted model, not a curated record. Gene Ontology annotation, biological process: CENP-A containing chromatin assembly; DNA replication-dependent chromatin assembly. The coding region runs from base 221 to 1690 and encodes 489 amino acids.